AUGGCAGACAUGGACGGAUUCGCGCAAACCCGAGGCGCUGACGACCUCUUCGAUGAUGAGAUUAUUCCAGUCUCCGCGGAGGAGCAGCAGGCUCAGACAGAGGUGGUGGUGAUCCCGGAAGCCGAUCCAGAACCCGUACCCCAGGCGCAAGGGCCAGUCAUUGAGCAACAGCCCUUUCCACGCGGGGACACACCGCAGCGGGGUCGUGGUGGCGAUCGUGGCCGCGGCCGUGGCCGUGGAGGCGCUCGGGGGAAAGGAGGACGGGGGUUGCAAGAGUCUCAGUGGGCCGAAAAGAAGCCCGCAGAGAGUGCGCCACGCAAUAAGGCUCCUAAGGCCUCCAUUGAGCCCAAAGUGCCUGCCACAGAAGCUGUGACACCGGACAAGCCACAAGAUUCAGCGAAGGACCAAGCUGCCCAGGAGGAAGACGCGAAGGGCGAAGUGCAGCCUACCAAUGGUGCUGAGCCCCAACGUGUACCGGCUGUGCGAGGAGACCGAAGUGCCACGGGGGGAGUGCGAAAGCCAAAACUCACGGAAGAAGAACUGUCGAAGCGCAUUGCGGCUGCGAAGGAGAACGCCGCUAAGAAGGCAGCUGCUCAUGCUCGCGCAGAGGCGGAUCAGGCCUCGUUCCUGGAACGCGAGCAGGUCGCAGCGGAAAAACGACGCCAGGAGGCCGCCAAUCGAAAGGUCAUGGACAACGAGCGCGAGCAGAACCGACAGCGCAAGCUUCGUGCACAAACCGGCCGUGAGUGGGACUCGCAGAAACAAGAAGAAGACUACAACCCUCGCGGUGGUGGUAGUCAAUUCCGCCGGGGCAUGCAUGGUGGCGUAACUGGGUACGCACGACGGGACUUUGACGAAGGCCGUUCUGAUGAAUCCGGUCCCCAUGCUAGUACUGGUCGAGGGCGUGGACGUGGUGGACGAGGUGGUCGUGGCCGUGGACUUUCUCGUGGGCCCCAAGGUGACCGGGCCGCUUCGAACGAGCCCUCUGAGCGAGGCGGCCCCAAGGCCUCGACACCUGCAGUCAACAGUCAAGCCGAAUUCCCGUCCCUUCCCGCUGGUAAGAAGCCAGAAGACACUGCCCCGGCUACUUUGGAAACGAAAGCUACCAGAUCACCGCCUUCGAUGGAAAAGCUCGAAUCUUCCAUGUCCCCUCUCACCGGCACUUGGGCCGACCAGGUUGAAGAGUAG
This is a messenger RNA of Penicillium macrosclerotiorum, 1188 nucleotides long. RefSeq lists its product as uncharacterized. The transcript is spliced from 2 exons. NCBI's taxonomy places the organism in Eukaryota, Fungi, Ascomycota, Eurotiomycetes, Eurotiales, Aspergillaceae. The record is from RefSeq and is a predicted model, not a curated record. Bases 1 to 1188 code for a protein of 395 amino acids.